AUGAGCAGGUCUAUUGUGUGUAUAGGAGAUUUUAUAGAGAAAUACCACGUCCCGGAUGAGGUUUGUGCCCGCUUCCUGCCUCAUCACUCCGACGUCUGUGUUGUGAGUAAACCUGAGUUCGAACAAUUUCAAAACCCGCUCAAGCGACAAGCAUCAGAAACCAUCGAGUCCUUGCAGCUCAAGAAACCAGGGCCGAACAGUUCUGCAAGUGUUCUAGAGGAAUUUAACAACACUCUAGGGGAAACCCAGCAGUCGCUGACAAUAUCCCACAUAGAAUCCUAUCUUGAGACUUCCUUCGAAAUUCUAGAUUCUGCGCCUAACGUAAGUGUGCAAGAGUCGUCGAUUUUUAUGUGCAUGAGCAGUGAGUUUUGUGAUGCCGAAAAGGUAGACAUUCUACAAAGCAGUGAGGGCCCGUUUCUCACAACGGACAGAAGCAGCCCACCUUUAUAA
Messenger RNA from Lachancea nothofagi CBS 11611, 450 nucleotides. NCBI's taxonomy places the organism in Eukaryota, Fungi, Ascomycota, Saccharomycetes, Saccharomycetales, Saccharomycetaceae. The record is from the annotation of a GenBank genome assembly.